This is a messenger RNA of Manis pentadactyla (Chinese pangolin), 8701 nucleotides long. It is a transcript of the gene CLIP1, whose product is annotated as CAP-Gly domain containing linker protein 1. Gene Ontology annotation, biological process: positive regulation of microtubule polymerization; cytoplasmic microtubule organization. The transcript has 25 exons. Bases 246 to 6686 code for a protein of 2146 amino acids. Gene Ontology annotation, molecular function: microtubule plus-end binding. Gene Ontology annotation, cellular component: cytoplasm; nucleus; microtubule plus-end. Lineage: Eukaryota; Metazoa; Chordata; Mammalia; Pholidota; Manidae. The record is from RefSeq and is a predicted model, not a curated record.
GCGCGCGCCCGCCCGGCCCCGCGGCGGCGGCGCGUCACCCUCUCCCCCGCCCCGAGCCCACGAGCCGGGAGGCGGUGGCUGCUGCUGCAGUGGGGCAGGUGGCGGCGACUGGCGGCUCUCGAGGCGGCGGCGGCGAUUUAACCCAGAAACUGACUUCAUUAUAGAAAUACCCACAGUUAUAUCAAUGUUUGGGGAAAGGUAGUGGCAACAGGCAAAGGAAACACAGCUCUGACAUCCUAGGGACAAUGAGCCUGUUAAAGCCAAGUGGGCUGAAGGCCCCCACCAGGAUCCUGAAGCCUGGAAGCACAGCCUUGAAGACCCCCACUGCUGCUCCAGUAGAAAAAACAAUAUCCAGUGAGAAAGCAUCAAGCACUCCAACCUCUGAGACACAAGAAGAAUUUGUGGAUGACUUUCGUGUUGGGGAGCGAGUUUGGGUAAACGGGAAUAAGCCUGGAUUUAUCCAAUUUCUGGGAGAAACCCAGUUUGCACCAGGCCAGUGGGCUGGGAUUGUUUUAGAUGAACCUAUAGGCAAGAAUGAUGGUUCAGUGGCAGGAGUCCGGUAUUUCCAGUGUGAGCCUUUAAAAGGUAUAUUCACCCGACCUUCAAAGUUGACAAGGAAGGUUCAGGCAGCAGAUGAAGCUAACGGCCUGCAGACGACUCACGCUUCCAGAGCCACUUCACCUCUGUCCACUUCUGCGGCCAGCAUGGUGUCAUCCUCCCCAGCCACCUCCUCAAAUGUCCCCCAUAAAUCAUCCCAGCCAACAGCAAAGGAACCUUCAGCUACAUCACAGAUCAGCAACCUUACAAAAACUGCCAGUGAAUCUAUCUCCAACCUCUCCGAGGCUGGCUCAAUCAAGAAAGGGGAAAGAGAGCUCAAAAUGGGAGACAGAGUAUUGGUCGGUGGUACUAAGGCUGGCGUAGUCCGGUUUCUUGGGGAGACAGACUUUGCCAAGGGGGAGUGGUGUGGUGUGGAGUUAGAUGAACCUCUUGGGAAGAACGACGGGGCUGUGGCUGGAACCAGGUAUUUUCAGUGUCAACCCAAAUAUGGCUUGUUUGCUCCUGUCCACAAAGUGACCAAGAUUGGCUUCCCUUCUACUACUCCAGCCAAGGCCAAAGCCGCUGCUGUGAGGCGGGUGAUGGCGACCACGCCCGCCAGCCUGAAGCGCAGCCCUUCUGCCUCCUCUCUCAGCUCCAUGAGUUCUGUGGCCUCCUCCGUGAGCAGCAAGCCCAGUCGCACAGGAUUAUUGACUGAAACCUCCUCCCGUUACGCCAGGAAGAUCUCCGGCACCACUGCCCUCCAGGAGGCCCUGAAGGAGAAGCAGCAGCACAUUGAGCAGCUGCUGGCUGAGCGGGACCUAGAGAGGGCGGAGGUGGCCAAGGCCACGAGCCACGUGGGGGAGAUAGAGCAGGAGCUAGCUCUGGCCCGGGACGGACACGACCAGCAUGUCCUGGAAUUGGAGGCCAAGAUGGACCAGCUGCGGACAAUGGUGGAAGCUGCUGACAGGGAGAAGGUAGAGCUUCUCAACCAACUGGAAGAGGAGAAAAGGAAGGUUGAGGACCUGCAGUUCCGGGUUGAGGAAGAAUCAAUCACUAAAGGCGAUCUUGAGGUGGCUACAGUGUCAGAAAAAUCCCAUAUAAUGGAACUAGAGAAAGACCUAGCAUUGAGAGUACAGGAAGUAGCUGAGCUGAGAAGAAGGCUAGAGACCAGUAAGCCUGCGGGGGAUGUCGAUAUGUCACUCUCCCUUUUGCAAGAGAUAAGCUCUUUGCAAGAAAAGUUAGAAGCCACCCAUGCUGACCACCAGAGGGAAAUAACUUCUCUGAAGGAGCAUUUUGGAGCCCGGGAAGAAACACAACUGAAGGAGAUAAAGGCUCUUCAGGCUGCCACAGAGAAGCUUUCCAAAGAGAACGAGUCAUUGAAAAGCAAGCUUGACCAUGCCAACAAGGAGAAUUCAGAUGUAAUAGUCCUGUGGAAGUCCAAGCUGGAGACUGCCAUUGCGUCCCACCAGCAGGCGAUGGAGGAGCUGAAGGUGUCCUUCAGCAAGGGGAUUGGAAUGGAGACAGCAGAAUUUGCCGAGCUAAAAACGCAAACAGAGAAAAUGAGACUAGAUUACCAGCAUGAAAUAGAAAAAUUGCAGAACAAACAAGACUCCGAACGGUCUGCUCACUCAAAAGAGAUAGAAGCCCUAAGGGCUAAACUUAUGAAAAUCAUUAAGGAGAAAGAGAAUAGUCUGGAAGCCCUCAAAGCGAAACUGGAGAGAGCAGAAGACCAGCACCUAGUAGAAAUGGAAGACACCUUAAACAAAUUACAGGAAGCCGAAAUAAAGGUAAAAGAGCUAGAGGUACUACAAGCCCAAUGCAAUGAACAAACCAAGGUUAUUGGUAAUUUUACAGCACAGCUCAAGGCUACUGAAGAAAAGCUCUUGGAUCUUGAUGCACUUCAGAAAGCCAGUUCUGAAGGUAAAUCGGAAAUUGAGAAACUUAGACAGCAGCUUGAGGCAGCUGAGAAACAGAUUAAAGGUUUAGAGAUUGAAAAGAACACUGAAAGUGGCAAGGCUAGUAGCAUUACCAAAGAGCUGCAGGGCAAAGAGCUGUCACUUAAAAAUCUCCAGAAAAACUUGAGUGAGAUCAGUCAAGUGAAGGAGGCUUUGGAAAAAGAACUUCAGAUUUUGAAAGAAAAGUUUGCUGAUGCUUCAGAGGAGGCUGUUUCUGUUCAGAGAAGUAUGCAAGAAACUGUAAAUAAAUUACACCAAAAAGAGGAACAGUUUAACGUGCUGUCUUCUGAACUGGAGAAGUUGAGAGAAAACUUAACAGAUAUGGAAGCAAAAUUCAGAGAGAGAGAUGAAAGAGAAGAGCAGUUGAUAAAGGCAAAGGAAAAAUUGGAAAAUGACAUUGCAGAAAUAAUGAAAAUGUCAGGAGAUAACUCUUCUCAGCUGACAAAAAUGAAUGAUGAAUUACGUCUGAAAGAAAGAAAUAUAGAAGAAUUACAGCUAAAACUUACAAAGGCCGAUGAAAAUGCAAGCGUUCUGCAGAAAAGUAUUGGGGAGGUAACUCUCAAAGCUGAGCAAAGCCAGCAGGAAGUGGCUAAAAGGCACGAGGAAGAAAAGAAACAGUUGCUGGAUAAAUUGUCAGACUUGGAAAAGAAGGUGGAAAUGAGCCACAACCAGUGUCAAGAUCUCAAAGCCAGGUAUGAAGAAGCCAGUUCUGAGACAAAGGUUAAGCAUGAAGAAGCCCUACAGAACCUGCAGAAGAUGCUGGGAGACAUCAAGGAGCAGCUGAAGGCUGCACAAGAGGAGAACAGCAACUUGCUGCAGGAGAUGAUGGAGCUGAAGAGACAAGCUGACAAAGCCAAAUCGCUAACUUAUUUGUUAACAUCAGCCAAAAAAGAAAUUGAACUAAUGUCAGAAGAGCUGAGGGGUCUGAAAUCAGAGAAGCAGCUUCUUGCACAGGAAGGAAAUGCUUUAAAGUUAGAAAAAGGUUCACUUUUAUCAAAGCUUGUAGAGGUGGAGGCCAAAAUAACUUUACUUCAGGAAGACCAACAGAAACUGUGGUCAGUAAAUGAAACUCUUAAUUUAGAAAAGGAGAAAGUCUUAGAAGAAAAGCAAGACAUUGAAAAGCUUUAUCAGCAGGAACAGCUCAAUAAGAAAGCUUUGGCUGUUGAGAGAGAGAAAGUACUUAAAGAAAUCGAUAUUGCUCAGGAAGAACUUUUGAGGAUAAACAUGGAAAAUGACUCUUUGCAAGCUUCCAAAGCAAGCUUGCAGGCACUCGUAGAAGAACUCCAGUUCAGUAAAGAGAAUUUGAUUGCUGAGUCUAAGAAGGAUCGGGAAGAAAAAGAUCACCUAGAGGAUCAUAUCAAGAAGCUUGUUACUGAAAACCUUGCCUUGGCUAAAGAUAAAGAUGAAUUUAUUCAGAAGCUUCAGAGUACCUAUGAGGAGCUGGUCAAGGAUCAGAAAACCUUGGUGCAGGAUAUUGAAGAUCUCACAGCUGAGAAAAAAUCAACUUUAGAGAAAAAGUCAAGUCUUGAUAACAUGUGCAUAGCCUUAAAGGUAGAAAGAGACAGUAUUCUACAAAACAACAAAGAUUUGCAGUUUGAGAAGGACAUGCUGCUUCACAAUCAGGACAAGCUGAAUGCCAGCCUGGAGGAAGCCAUCCAGGUCAAGCAACUGCUCAGUGCAGAAGCUAGUGAGCUCUGGACACAGCUGGAUGAUGCCAUCAAAGCUUUGAGGGAGGCUGAGCUGGAGAUAAGGCAACUUCAGGUUACCCAUACAAGCCUCACAAAGCUCCUGGAAGAAAUUAAGACCAGUCAGGAGAUCACAGACUCUGAGUGCAUCCAGCUUCUGCAUGAAAAAGAAAACUUGGCUUCAUCUGAAAAAAGGCUCAUAGCCAAAAAAAAAGAACUUCUAAGUGAAAAUAGGCUCAUCACUGAAAAACUCAACAAAUGCAUAGAAGAGGCUGUCCAUCUCCAAAUGAGUCUGAAUGAGAAGAUCACUUAUUUAACUUCGGAGAAGGAGAUGGUUUGUCAGAAAAUUACUAAGCUUAGAAAGCAGCAUGAUAGUCUCUUGAAAGAAAAAUCUGUCCUGGAAGAGGAAGAUGGAUAUUUACUUGCAGAAAGAGAAAAUUCCAUCAAAACCAUUGGAGACCUUAAAACGAAAUAUAAUCGAGAGUCUGCAAACAGAAGAAUCAUUGUGCAAGAGAGGAUGAAACUCUUUGGGAAUCUUGAUGCUCUGAAGAAAGAACUUCAAGAGAAAAAAGAAGAAAACCAAGAACUAGCAGCUACCCAGUGUGAUCUCUCUUUGAUGCUGAAAGAGUCUCAACAUGCCAAAAAGAAUCUAGAGAAAGAACACACAAACAUACUUCAAGCAAAGGACAGUUUGAAUGCUGAAUUGCAGACUUGCUGUUCUGAAAAGAACAUCUUGCUGAAGGAUGGGCUGAACCUUCAGGAACAGUGUCAGAAGCUAAAUGAGGAGGUCUAUACAGUGCAGCAGUCCUUCAUUCUGGAAAAAGAGGCCAGGGCGAAGGAAAAUGAGUUGUCCCUGUCUGAGAGCAAUAAGCUCCACGAGAAAGUGGCCCUCCUGGAGCAGGAGGUGGAAGAGUUAGGAGUGCAUAGUAAGAAGCUCCAGUCUGAAAAUUUUGUCCUAAUGCAAGAGAAGACCAAAUUGGAGCAAAAAAUGGUAGAGAUAAUCAAGGAAAAGGAGCUCUUGAGUGCCGAAACAGCUCAACUCACUGCCAACAUAGAGACCCUGAAAAGCGAUUUCUCCUCCUUGUCCAGAUCCAAGUUAGAACUGCAGGAGCUGCACAGCUAUCUCAGCAAGGUCCUGGAUGACCUCCAGCUAAACCACAAGGUGAUGCUGGCUGACCUGGCCAAGGUGAUGCAGGACAACAAGAGCCUCCUGGCUGAGAAAAGAGAAAUGAUACUGAAGAAGGAUGAGCUACUGAAGGAGAAGGAAAAGCUGGCAGAAAGCUACUUCAUCCUUCAGAAGGAGAUCAGCCAGUUGGCCAAAACCAACAGCCAUAUUUCAGCCAACCUCCUAGAAUCGCAAAAUGAAAACCGUAUUUUGAGGAAAGACAAGAGCAAGCUUGCUCUUAAAGUUAGAGAGUUCGAGAUGCUUCCAUCAUUUACGGCUGUUCAGACAGCAGAAGAUGCCAAGCAGAUAAUGGAACAGAUGACCAAAGAGAAGACUGAAACUCUGGCCUCCUUGGAAAAUACCAAGCAAACAAAUGAAAAACUACAGAAUGAGUUGGAUACACUUAAAGAAAACAACUUGAGAAAUGUGGAAGAGCUGAAUAAAUCAAAAGAACUUCUGACUGUAGAGAAUCAAAAAAUGGAAGAAUUCCAGAAAGAAAUAGAAACCCUCAAGCAGGCAGCCGCUCAGAAGUCCCAGCAGCUUUCAGCAUUGCAAGAAGAGAACGUUAAACUUGCUGAGGAGCUGGGGAGAAGCAGGGACGGAAUUACAAGUCACCAAAAGCUGGAAGAGGAGAGAUCUGUGCUCAAUAAUCAGUUGUUAGAAAUGAAAAAGAGAGAAUCCAAAUUAAUAAAAGACACAGAUGAAGAAAAAGCUUCCUUGCAGAAAUCCAUCAGUAUUACUAGUGCCUUACUCACAGAAAAGGAUGCAGAACUGGAAAAACUGAGAAAUGAGGUCACAGUGCUCAGGGGAGAGAACGCCUCUGCCAAGUCCUUGCAUUCUGUUGUUCAGUCUCUAGAGUCUGAUAAGGUGAAGCUUGAGCUCAAGGUAAAGAACUUGGAGCUUCAACUCAAAGAAAACAAGAGGCAGCUCAGCAGCUCCUCAGGUAAUACUGAUACUCAGGCAGAAGAAGAUGAAAGAGCCCAGGAGAGUCAGAUUGAUUUCCUAAAUUCAGUAAUAGUGGACCUUCAGAGGAAGAAUGAAGACCUCAAGAUGAAAGUGGAGAUGAUGUCAGAAGCAGCCUUUAAUGGGAAUGGUGAUGACCUAAACAAUUAUGACAGUGAUGACCAGGAAAAACAGUCCAAGAAGAAACCUCGCCUCUUCUGUGACAUAUGUGACUGCUUUGAUCUCCACGACACAGAGGAUUGUCCUACCCAGGCACAGAUGUCUGAUGACCCCCCCCAUUCCACACAUCACGGCAGUCGGAGUGAGGAACGCCCAUACUGUGAAAUCUGUGAGAUGUUUGGGCACUGGGCCACCAACUGCAAUGACGAUGAGACCUUCUGAUUAAGCUUCAACUUGAGAGCUAGGCCUUCUCAGACGCACUAGCAUUUGGGCAGCUGAGCACCAGCAUUGUGUGUGUGGACUUCAGGAGAACUCACCUUAUUUUUGACCCCCCGUCAACAAAUCCAAGAAAAUACUUUGAUCUUCAACAAUUUGUCCUUUCAGUCUCCCCUUACAAGUUAGAAUAAUAAACACUGAGUAGGUGAGUUUUCACCUCUAACUUAGUCUUCUUGAUUUUUAAAAGUUUUAAUAAGACAUUGCACCAGAUGCCAUUACAUUUACUGUCCCUAGGGAAACCUCCUAGAACAUCUUUACCCUUAAAAUACCUUAUUUAAGUAACUUUAAAUUAUGCUGUUACUUUUCAUAAUAUUUGCACUAAAAUAUUUCCAAGCUGCAUUUGUAUAUUUAGAUGUUUUUGGUUAAGCUUUGACACUGGAAUGAGUAGAAAAAUGUGCCAUUUUACAUUUUCAUCUACUCCUUUAAAGUAUUUUAUUCUUAAAGAAAUAUCUGAGCUCUUUGCACUACCUGAUGUCAGUAGUGCCUUUAUUUCAGGCUUGAUGAUACUUGGGUGUGAUUAUAAAAUCAUGAAACAGGUAAAGGGAUAGGGAAGCCCCCAAACUGCUGUGGGGACAUUUUAUAAUCUAUAUGCUGCACCCACUUACUCUACUGUGGUGUUUUGUUUAUUGGUUUUGCAUAAUUUCAGCUUCUAUAUAUUAUAUGUAUAUAUUUUUAAGAAAUCUCUAUUUUGGGAAAAAACAUACACAGUGUGUCUUUCUUUUCAUAUUUUUUACCUUAAAAUGUUGAUCAGCACCUAGCAGAAGUAGGCCAGAAGUAGUAUCACGUGGCUUUGCAACUAUUUUUUCUUUUUGUUUUUAUUUCAUUUCUUUAUCAGAUAUAAUAUAGGGGAAAAUUUUCUCCAAAAAUCUUUUUCCUUCUACAACAGAUAUCCCCAGCAGUCAAUUAAUUAAUCAGCCAGUAUAAAACACCUAUAUUAACCAAUCUGCAACCUUUACAAGUUUUUUUUACUGUGUUUUUAGAUGAAUGUAUGAUAAGAAAUCCAACAUUAAUAGUUUUGGAUUUUCUUAUCACAAAAAUAAAAUGAAGGACCUCAACCACCGAAAGUUUAUCAAUCAGCUCAAAUCUCUAUCUUCAUUUGAAUGUCUUCUAGAAUGUAUAAAAAGUAGUAAAUAUCUUCCAAGCUACAUGUGAAUAAGAACUUCUAUAACUGUAUAUAUGCCUUUGAUGUAUUUUCCCCUCAAGAUUAUCAACUGUGUGUUUGGCAAGUGAAAAAUAUAUCUGUAAUUGAAAUUUUUGGUUAUAAACCUAUAAUAAUAGGAAUUGUUUCACAAACAAUAUGCAAAGCAGUAUUAAAACUUGAGCAAACAGAUGUUUGGUAUCUACUUUAAUAAAUGGUUAUUGUUUUUCGCCAGUGGUAGUAAACUGAUGUUAUUCUCAGGUUUCUUUCUAAUGGUGGUUUCUCUUCAAAUGAGCAAGCUCUGUAGAUCCACAUAGCAACUUCUAUUUCAGUCUCGUUGAUAAACAGCUUUUAAGAAAUUGGUAUAUUCUAUACCUCAAAGUGUUCUAUGACCCAUUUAGCAUAAAAUAAAUACCCAAGGCUGCUACGCCUUACUAUAUCACACCAUAUUAUCUGACCAAACUAUAAGUGGCACCAUGUAGUACCAACUAUAUAUUAAUCCAUGAAGUUUUGGAAAGAAACGCUGUGUAAGUUGCUGUGAUAUUACCAAAUGAUUACUGAACUAAACAUUUUUUUUAUCAGCACAAACUCCCCCCCAAGUAGAUAUUUCCAAAACAGAGUUAGUAGUUGAACUUUUACCUCAGUAAUACCCUGGCAGUAGUCCUUGUCUUCAGUACUUAAUAUAAGGAAUUAAAAGACUCAAAUUAUGAACAAAGUUUAUUGUGAUCAUUUUGCAUUAUAUGUGUAUAUACAAAUCAUUAAGUUGUACACCUAAAACUAAUACAAUGUACAUGUCAAUUAUAUAUCAAUAAAAAAAACAAUA